AUGGAUCAACUUAGACAAGUCGGGGAGGCUCUUGGUAGCCUAAAGGCUCUAACCGUAUUCAAAGACGACAUUCAAAUCAACAGGAGACAAUGCUGUUUCCUCCUAGACAUGUUUACCUUAGCCUUCGAGGCUGUCUUGGACCAGAUUCGACAAAAUCUAAGACCCGAGGAGAAGAACGCGACGAGGUGGAAGGCACUGGAGAAUCCGUUGAAAGAGCUUCGUAACGUCUUCAAGGAAGGGGAAUUGUAUGUCAAGAAUUGCUUGGAUUUCAAAGAUUGGUGGGGAAGAACAAUCAGUCUUCAUCAAAGCAAUGAUUGUGUGGAGUUUCAUGUUCACAAUCUACUUCACUGUUUCGCUGUCCUCGUCGAGGCUAUUGAGACAGCGUCGGAGAUGUCGUUUGGUAAGAAUGAUGGGGAAUGGAAUGAUCCAAAUCUCUUUCGGUUAAAGUAUGGGAAACAGUAUCUUGUUCCUAGAGAAGUAUGUCGUCGGUUGGAGAGUGUUUGGAGGGAAGAUCAAUGGUGUCUGAUGGAAAUCAUCAAGAAGCAGCAGAAGAAGCAGCAGCUUUCAGCUUUGUUGUUGAAGAAAUGUGAGAAGCUUCUGCCUAGUUCUAUUCUAACUGGCGCGAACGAUUAUCAAGUGAAACGACGGUUAGGGAGCUGUUGCAAGGAGAUUCAAUGGCUCGGGGAGAGUUUCGCGGUUAAGAAGUACUACGGAGAGAUCGAUGAAUCUAUGGAGAAGGAGAUUUGUAACGUAGUCUCUCUUUCUCACCCGAAUAUACUGCAAUACCAUUGUGGCUUUUGCGAUCAGGAUAAGAAGGAAAACUUUCUAGUUAUGGAGCUGAUGACCAAGAGUCUGGACUCUUAUAUCAAAGAGAAUUGCGGGUUGAGAAAACGAGUCCCGUUCUCUAUCUCAUCCGCGGUUGAUGUCUUACUUCAGAUCGCUAGAGGUGUCGAGUACUUACAUUCUCGGAAGAUCUAUCACGGAGAACUGAAGCCAUCCAAUAUCCUCCUCAAAUCCACAUCAGAAGUUAGUUUUCGCGUAAAGAUCAAGGGAUUCGGUCUGAAUUCGAUUAAGAAACAUGCAUACCGGAAGACCUCUAACGAAAACAGAGAUGAAGACGCUAUCAUAUGGUUUGCCCCGGAAGUUAUUGGAGAUCAAGAUCAAGAACAAUUCAAGUAUACUGAAAAAGCAGACGUCUAUAGUUUUGGGAUGCUCUGCUUUGAGGUUCUGACUGGAAAAAUCCCUUUCGAGGAAGGUCAUCUGCAAGAAGACAAGAAAGGACGAAACAUUUGCGCAGGAGAGAGGCCUCUGUUCCCGUUUACCACCCCGAGGUACCUUGUGAACUUUACUAGAAAAUGCUGGCAAGCCGAUCCAGUUCAACGCCCAAGUUUCCCGGGUAUAUGUAGGAUUCUACGAUACGUGAAGAAAAACCUUCUCGUUAAUCCUGAAUCUCUGCCGCCAUUGGUCGAUUACUAUGAGAUUGAGUCGGGGUACUCAAAGUUGUUUCCUCCAAACCAUGAAUCAGUUAGUUAUGUUCCUUUCCAGAUGUUUGCUUAUAGAGCCGUUGAAAAGGAAAAGACUCCUCGGACUGAAGGAGAUGUUGUUGUACCUGAUGAAGACCACCUGUUGGGAAGUGCGGACAAGACAAAGAUGAAAUCUUUGUUGCCACCAAAGCCUGAGAAGAGAAGAUCGCCUUCGAGUUCAUCCGCAACUGCAGAUGAUCAGAGAUCGAACGGUUGGGAAACACCUGAAAGAAGAGAUUCUCCGCCAUUAGCAGCUGCUUCGGAGAUUACUGAAGAUGAAGCUGACCAUGAUCAUCCAAAGGAAAAGGUUUUGCCAUCCGGAGAUGAGAUUCCAAAGAAGACUUCACUGAAGAAAGAAAUAAACCCGAAGAAGAAUCUUCUUGAAUUAUCAAAAGGGAAAGCGCUGCUCAAAAAGAAAAUCAUACUGGAUGCAAAGGCCAACAACAACAAAAGCCCAGGAAAGAUAAGUGGGUAUUCAUCGUCAGAAUCAUCAUCCAAAAGAUCUUCCGGAAACUCACCAAUGUUAAAGCCUUGCAAGCAGUGUUUGAGGUUGAAUAGAGAAUGUCGGAAACCAUCAAUGAUGAGCUCCAAUAAAAUUGGAAUACCUGAUUCUAUGAUACACUCUUAUGUUACAAACUCCCGAGUGGUUCCCGCAAGAUUUUACCAUUUGUAUGCAAUUGCAGCCACAAUUGCAGCCUCUCCUUGGAGGUGUCAUAAGCAAACACUCUCUUUGCACUGGACCAUCGACUUUUCCCAGAUUCAAGAGCCAGAAUUACUUACUGGCUUCCCAUCAGGUUGGCAGUUGCAUCUAGCAAUUAUGGUGGAUUAA
Impatiens glandulifera is the source of this 2352-nucleotide messenger RNA. RefSeq names its product 5'-AMP-activated protein kinase catalytic subunit alpha-1-like. The coding region runs from base 1 to 2352 and encodes 783 amino acids. Gene Ontology annotation, biological process: protein phosphorylation. The transcript is spliced from 4 exons. Lineage: Eukaryota; Viridiplantae; Streptophyta; Magnoliopsida; Ericales; Balsaminaceae. The record is from RefSeq and is a predicted model, not a curated record. Gene Ontology annotation, molecular function: protein kinase activity; ATP binding.